Pedinophyceae sp. YPF-701 is the source of this 1404-nucleotide messenger RNA. The record is from the annotation of a GenBank genome assembly. NCBI's taxonomy places the organism in Eukaryota, Viridiplantae, Chlorophyta, Pedinophyceae.
AUGAGCGACCCGCUGCUGCGGGCGCGGAGGGCGCUGGACAGUUUGGUGUUCCUGGAGGGGCUCGGCGGGGAGGGGGCGGGCGGAGGGGCGGACGACGGCGGGCACCAGUGCAGGCCGUGGGACCGCGAGGACCUCAUGCGGCGCCUGAGGACCUACACGGCCCAGAAGUGGUUCUGCAAGCCCGCGGCGGCCUCCCCGCUGGAGUGUGCGCGACGGGGAUGGAGGUGCAGAGACGUGGACACGCUGGAGUGCGAGGAGUGCCUGGCGCGCCGGGAGCUGCGCCUGUCCCCAAACCUUAGCUUCAAGGAGGGCGCCGCGCUGGCGGAGAAGUUCGUGGCCAGGCUGGACGAGGCGCACGAGGAGGAGUGUUCGUGGCAGGGGAAGACCUGCAAGCUGCAGCUGGCGGCGUUCCCCCCGCUGGAGCGGGGACCGGUGUUCAAGGCCUACACCGAGCGACACGACGGCCUCGUCGCCGCCGGGGCCCUCCCGGUCGUGGCAGCCCCGGCCCUGGACCGCAUCUGCAAGACGCACGCCAACCUGCUGGGCGCGCUCCUGCGCCGCGGACCCCGCGUCCCCAUGGUCGACGGCGGCACUGGCGCGGGCGAUCCGGCGGAGGUUCCGUCUGCGGCGCAGCAGGCGCAGCAGGCGCAGCAGGCGCAGCAGGCGCAGGGCCCGCCCACGCUGUCGGAGCUGAACGCCACGCUGGAGAGCCGCGCGCGCCUGUUCGCGACGUGCGGCUGGCGCGUGGACCAGACGCAGGCUCCGAGGGUGGUCCUCGCGUGCGACACGUGCGGCGCGCGGUGCUCCACGGGCGUCCUCGGAUCCCAGCCCUCCGCGUCGAGCGCGGCCACGCGGCGCGCGUCCGCGCACGAGCCCCGCGUGCACACGCCGAUGCUGCUGCCGGACCUCACGCAGACCAUCGCGGGGGGCGAGUGCCCGCGCAGCGGCGCCGGCGGGGCGCUCCCGAACGUGUUCGGAGGCGGGAGCCCGGCGCCAGCGUUCGGCACGCCGGCGUCCGCGGGGAACCGAAAGCGUCCUCCGGGCGGUUCGCCGGACGGGGCAGGGGCCGCGCCGGGCGCCGGGCCCAGCCCCUCGAAGCGCGCGCGCGUGGGCGCAGGAGCGUCGCCCGGCGGCGUGUUCGACCCGCUGGGGUCGCACAGGCCGUUCUGCCCGUUCGUGACGCACCCGGGCGCGGAGGGGGCGAUCCCGGCGACCACGCAGCCCAGCUGGGAGGUGAGGAUCGGGUGGGCGUGGACCCUCGAGGCGCUCGUGGGGCGCGACGGCGACCAGCGGAGCGGCCUGCUGAUGAUGGAGCGGCUGAGCCACGGCCAGGAGGCGGGCGACGGCAUGACGGACCUCGAGAAGGUGCCCAACCAGGUGAGGACGCUGUUGCGCGGACUCUGA